Molecule: messenger RNA, 3720 nt
Organism: Schizosaccharomyces japonicus yFS275
Lineage: Eukaryota; Fungi; Ascomycota; Schizosaccharomycetes; Schizosaccharomycetales; Schizosaccharomycetaceae
Product: lon protease Lon1
Exons: 1
Coding region: 377-3565 (1062 amino acids)
Biological process (GO): regulation of mitochondrial DNA metabolic process; protein quality control for misfolded or incompletely synthesized proteins; mitochondrial protein catabolic process
Cellular component (GO): mitochondrial matrix
Molecular function (GO): ATP-dependent peptidase activity; serine-type endopeptidase activity; ATP binding
Source: RefSeq, a predicted model, not a curated record
CAAACUCAGAUUUCGAGAAAAGUACAAUUUAAAAUCGCUCAAAAAACCAAAUCUCGCCUCUAUAACCCGUUUAAAACGAUCAACGAAACGUUUUCCUUUAUCAAGCUAUUGAACUUCUCGUUUCGCCUCCAUUUCUCCUACCCUCUAUAAACGAGCAUUCCUUCGACCCGUCAACAAACGCAAUUUAUAGUACAUGUAACACUCUCACAUCAACACAAAACACGAAAUUAUCAACAGUUUCAGGCAGCUGGAGUAGUUACUACGAAGAUAAGACUUAGUCGUAAAAGUGAACAGCGCUCACGUCUUCACACACCCACACCCACCUUCCAAAUUCAAUUAACUGCCAUAUUGGCGAGGAAUUUGUUUUUUCGUCUCAAUGCUUUCUCGUUUCUGUAAUACAGGAUGGAGAGUUUUGUUAUUUGCUAAAUCUACUCAUACAGGAAGUACUACUAGUUGUAACCGUCGUUUUCUAAGUCAGUCAUCGCGACUUAAUUACCGCAAACCCUUUUCUGCAAGCUUAAUUAGAGGAGAAAGGGACAAGAAGCAGCCAGAGGGCUUCCCCGAAAAAGAUGAUCAUGAGAAACACGUAAAUAGUGAAGAGAAUGAUAAAUCUAACGAACAACCAAUUCGGAAAACAGAAGAGACAGCCUCGUCUCAAAACGAUACGACCCCACAGGAUGGGGAGGAGGAUGGAGAAGCUUCUGCUGGCUCAAUUCCGGAAGUCUAUCCUCAAUUGAUGGUGUUACCAAUUAUGCGGAGACCAUUGUUUCCAGGUUUCUAUAAAGCUGUCGUUACCAAAAAUCCCGUUGUUUCAGCAGCUAUAAAAGAACUUGUCAAGAAGCGGCAACCGUACAUCGGUGCGUUUUUGCUUCGAGAUGAAGAUAAAGACACCGAUGUCAUUACAGACAUAAAACAAGUUUAUCCUGUCGGUGUAUUCGCCCAAAUCACUAGCAUCUUUCCAGCGAAAAACGCCGGUGAAAAUGCGUUAACUGCGGUCUUGUAUCCACAUAGACGCAUCCGAAUUACUGAACUUAUCCCGCCAAAGUCAACCCAGGAAGCCGUAAAGGCUAAUGUCAAAGAUAUAGAGAACGAACAGCAAGAAGAAACGAAAGAGGAAGAGGAACCCGAACAGCCGCAUCAAUCUGCUGAAGAUUCGACGGCACUUCUUCCAAAUAAGGAUGAACAGUCAUUGCUUGUGCCAGAUGAAAACACACCGGGUGGCACUCCGCCUUCAACGUCUUCGUCUGUUCCAAAAAACGAUUAUUUACCGCUGCAGAACGCUUCAGCAAUCCUAAAGAAUUUCAAUGUCUCGUUGGUUAAGGUUCAGAAUAUUCCAAAAGAACCUUACGAUCGUCAAGAUCCUGUUAUCAAGGCUGUGACUUCUGAAAUUGUUAAUGUGUUUAAGGACAUUGCGAACUUGAACCCACUUUUCCGUGAUCAAAUCGCCAACUUCUCUAUAUCUCAAUCUACUGGUAACGUAUUUGAUGAGCCAGAAAAGCUUGCGGACUUUGCCGCUGCUGUAUCCUCCGGUGAGCUUGACGAGCUGCAGCAAGUUUUGGAAGCUAGUAACGUCGCUGAUCGCCUGCAAAAAGCUCUUUUUGUGUUAAAGAAAGAACUCUUUAACGCACAGCUUCAGAGUAAGAUUAGCAAAGACGUUGACCAAAAAAUCAAUCAACGACAAAAGGAGUUUUAUCUUAUGGAACAAUUGAAGGGAAUCAAGCGGGAACUCGGCUUGGAAACUGAUGGAAAAGAGGCUCUGGUUACAAAGUUUCGGGAACGCACAAAAGAUUUGCGAAUGCCCCCUGAAGUAGAGAAGGUUUUUAAUGAAGAGCUUAGUAAGUUCCAGCAUUUGGAGCCUGUUGCCUCUGAGUUCAAUGUUACACGAAACUACUUGGACUGGCUCACUGAACUUCCUUGGGGACGAAAAACUACGGAAAACUUCAACUUGGAAAGGGCGCGCACUAUAUUGGAUGAGGACCACUUUGGCCUGAAGGAUGUGAAGGACAGGAUUUUGGAACUCGUUGCGGUCGGAAAAUUACGUGGCACAAUGCAAGGCAAGAUUAUCUGUCUUGUAGGCCCCCCUGGUGUCGGCAAAACAUCAAUUGGUCGUUCCAUUGCUCGUUCACUUAACAGGGAAUUUUACCGUUUCAGUGUUGGAGGUCUUACGGAUGUUGCCGAAAUCAAGGGUCACCGAAGAACUUAUGUCGGUGCUAUGCCAGGUAAAGUUAUUCAGGCAUUGAAGAAGGUGCAGACUGAGAACCCUCUAAUUCUUAUUGAUGAAAUUGACAAGGUGGGUAAAAGUCACCAAGGUGACCCUGCAAGUGCUCUUCUUGAACUUCUAGAUCCCGAGCAGAAUUCUGCCUUCGUUGACCACUACAUGGAUGUGCCGGUUAAUUUAUCUUCUGUACUUUUCGUCUGUACAGCAAAUACCUUGGACACCAUCCCAGCUCCUUUGUUGGACCGUAUGGAAGUGAUCGAACUUUCAGGUUAUGUUCUUGAUGAGAAGAUUAAUAUCGCAAAGGGCUAUUUAAUUCCUCAAGCUAAGGAGGCCUGUGGUCUGAAAGACACGAACAUAAACAUCACCGAUGGCGCUAUCAAAGGACUUAUUCGUUAUUAUUGUCAUGAAAGUGGUGUUCGUAACUUGAAGAAACAAAUCGAGAAGAUUUUUCGGAAAAUGUCAUUUAAUAUCGUGAAGAAGAUGGGUGAAGAAAAAUUACCUGAAGAAGCAGGCGUAACAAAAGAGGGAAGUGAAGCCUUGGAAGCACAAUCAGAGCAAGUAUCUGAACAUGCUACUUCUUUUAAGCCUCGUGUGCCUAUCAAAAUUCCGGAGGUAAUAAAUUUAACAAUUACGGAUAAUGACUUGAAAGACUAUUUGGGCCCUGCUACCUUUUUGUCUGACAGACUCUACGAUAUAACGCCCGCAGGAGUUGUUAUGGGUCUUGCGUGGACACGCUUGGGAGGUGCUACCCUGUAUGUGGAGUCUAUCGUGAAGAACAAGCUUACUUCUUCAUCACAGCCGUCAUUAGAACGAACGGGCCAAUUGGGAGAUGUGAUGAAGGAAUCGUCUCUUUUGGCUUAUUCUUAUGUUCGAAGUCUCGUGGCAAAGCGGUUCCCUGACAAUCAAUUUUUCCAAAAAGCCCAAAUUCAUCUUCAUUGUCCUGAAGGAGCGGUACCUAAGGACGGACCUUCUGCGGGUAUCACAAUGGCGACAUCGUUAUUGUCGUUAGCUCUUAAUAUGCCAGUGGCUCCUGAUAUUGCCAUGACAGGCGAGCUCACACUUACCGGUAGAAUUCUUCGGAUUGGUGGACUUCGUGAAAAGGCCGUAGCCGCUAAGUUGUCCAAUGUCAAGAAGAUUAUAUUUCCAAAAGAUAAUCUUUCAGAUUGGGAAGAAUUACCACCUUAUGUCAAGGUAGGUCUUGAGGGAUAUCCUGUGGAAUGGUAUGAACAAAUGUUUGACAUUGUUUUCCCAACUGCGACGUAUGAGAAAUGCAAUUCAUUAUGGCCUGAAUUGCUGAAGGAAGAUACGGUUCAGAAAUCAUCUCGUGUUACUGCAGUUGUGAACUAAUUCCUCAAACGAACCAGUUUUGUAAAGUAGCCAAUUAAGUUUAAUUUAACGGCGUUAUGACUUUUACGAUCAUAUAAGUGUGUAGUUUACUUUUCCUUUCUUUUAUGUGUAGUCUUGCUUUUUUUAUAUUAAUGACGAUGAAGAUAUGCAGAGAA